GAGAGAGAGAGAGAGAGAGAGAGAGAGAGAGAGUUAUGAGUUCAUCGUGGUUUGCUAUCCUUCUUUUGAUUAAUCUCUUGAAUCAUGUUUUAGCUGAUCAGAUCUUCGCCGCUCAUGCAGGUGGGACAUUUGGUCGCAGCUCUCAUGAUCCCAAAUACAAGAUUGAAUUCCAUUCAGAUGAGUCACCUUUCCACCCUGAUAAAGAUCAGGAAUCAAUGGUGAUGUCCAACACAGAGAGACAGAAAUAUUUAUGUUUCUUGCCUAAGUCUGAGAAAACCAAAACGGGGAAGCCAGUUACUCAACAAAACACCAGCAAUGUGAUUGUGGAAACUGAGCGACGGGUUAAAUUGAAGACUCCAAAUGAGCUACUUGAAGUGCUAAAAGAUGGAUGCUCUGUUAGACAAGAGAGUUGGUGGUCUUAUGAAUUGUGUUAUCAAAGAAAGUUGCGGCAAUUUCAUUUGGAGGAUGGGAAGAUUGCUCAGGAGUUUAUUUUAGGCAUAUAUGAUGCUGAAGCCACUGCUGCUUUCAACCAUAACCUCUCUGAUGUGGCUACAUUGAAAGAUCCUCGCUCAAAAGAUGCAUCUCAAAGGUAUCAUGCGCAUCAAUAUACAAAUGGUACUAUCUGUGAUCUCACAAAUCAGCCUCGAGAAACUGAGGUUAGGUUUGUCUGUUCUGAGUCCGGAGUUAUGAUUAGUUCAAUCACAGAACUAUCCACUUGCAAGUAUGCACUCACAUUUCAAUGCCCAAUGCUUUGCAAGCACCCCAUGUUUCAAGAAGAGAGACCAGUAUGGCACACCAUCAAUUGUAACAAGCUUCCCAAGGACUACAAGGAUACAGAUAUGGAUGACAGCUUCAGAGAUAAAGAGAUACUCACAAUCACGAAUAUUGAAGUUCCAUCUCAUUAUGAUUCAAAACACUAUGCAACAUGAACAUUUAUAUGCUGAGAACACAUUACUGGGAAGGGGAAUUUUUUUCGCUGUUGUGGUAGCCAAAGGAGUGUUAAGUAAUCUGGUAUGGCCUCGCCUCAAUCUUUAACCAUUUUCCCUAAAUUAUGGAUCUCAAAACAGUAUUUGUAUAGUUUCAUCUUCA
Telopea speciosissima is the source of this 1089-nucleotide messenger RNA. RefSeq names its product protein OS-9 homolog. Gene Ontology annotation, cellular component: endoplasmic reticulum lumen. The transcript has 9 exons. NCBI's taxonomy places the organism in Eukaryota, Viridiplantae, Streptophyta, Magnoliopsida, Proteales, Proteaceae. Bases 36 to 929 code for a protein of 297 amino acids. Gene Ontology annotation, biological process: retrograde protein transport, ER to cytosol; endoplasmic reticulum unfolded protein response. The record is from RefSeq and is a predicted model, not a curated record.